Leptinotarsa decemlineata (Colorado potato beetle) is the source of this 614-nucleotide messenger RNA. It is a transcript of the gene RpL24, whose product is annotated as Ribosomal protein L24. Gene Ontology annotation, molecular function: mRNA binding; structural constituent of ribosome. Gene Ontology annotation, cellular component: cytosolic large ribosomal subunit. The record is from RefSeq and is a predicted model, not a curated record. NCBI's taxonomy places the organism in Eukaryota, Metazoa, Arthropoda, Insecta, Coleoptera, Chrysomelidae. Gene Ontology annotation, biological process: cytoplasmic translation.
AGGCCAAAAUAACAUCAAUUGUCCUGUGUCAAUUGUCGUUGCCAUCAGUUUUCUGUUUUCUUUUUAGUUUGAGUUUCGUGUAAGGAGGAAUAAUUCUUUGUAAAAAUGAAGAUCGGACUCUGCGCCUACAGUGGGUAUAAAAUUUACCCAGGCCAUGGAAAAACUAUGGUUAAAGUUGAUGGAAAGACAUUCACCUUCCUCAACUCAAAAUGUGAACGGGCUCACCUUCUUAAGAGGAAUCCUCGUAAAGUAACUUGGACUGUCUUGUACAGACGUAAGCACAGGAAGGGCCAGGAAGAAGAGGCCACAAAAAAGCGAACUAGGAGAACUCAAAAAUUCCAGCGAGCUAUUGUAGGAGCAUCUCUGAAUGACAUCAUGGCCAAGAGGAAUCAGAGGCCCGAAGUGAGGAAAGCACAAAGGGAACAAGCUAUCCGUGCUGCAAAGGAACAGAAGAAAGGCACUAAACCAACCACCAAAAAACCAGCAGCCCCAGCAAAAACUAAGGCAGCACCUAAACAGAAAGCCAACAAGAAUGUAAUGAAAGCUGCACCUAGAGUAGGAGGAAAACGUUAAAUUGUUUUUUGAACUUGUGAAAAUAAAAAGUUUAAAAAGCU